AUUUGACCGCUUGCAAAGUCGGAGCAGUACUGUAAUGUCGCGCAGGGAGCGCAUCGUGGGGAACCACUACCAGUUGGGCCUGGAGAUAGGCAAAGGAGGGUUCGGAACAGUGUUCAGCGCUUUGGACCUGCGAAAUGGCAAGUCGGUUGCCAUCAAGCAGGUGUCCCUGAUCGACAUGGCCAAGGAAGAGCUCGCAGCCAUCGAGAGCGAGAUCAAGCUGCUCAAGAAGCUGCACCACGAAAACAUCGUCAAGUACUACAACACCAUCAAGGAGGAAGACUACUUGUACAUCGUACUGGAGUACAUGGAGAAUGGGUCGCUGGCCCAGUUCAUGAAGAAGUUCGGAACGCUCUCCGAGACGCUCGUGGCCAUGUACAUCACCCAAGUGUUGCGCGGUUUGGCUUACUUGCAUGCCCAAGUAAACUACAACGUCCUACUACCCAGUAUGGUUUUGCAAUACGACUCAUUAGGGCGUGUUGCAUCGCGACGUGAAAGGCGCCAACAUUUUGACCACCAAGGACGGGUUGGUAAAGAUUGCCGAUUUUGGAGUCGCGAUCAAGUUGAACGAGGCGCAGAAGUCGAAUUCAGUCGUGGGAUCUCCGUAUUGGAUGGCCCCCGAAGUGAUCGAGAUGGCGGGGUGGUCGUCCGCGUCCGACAUAUGGAGCGUGGGAUGCACCAUCAUUGAGUUGCUGACGCAGAAACCGCCGUACUUCGACUUGGCGCCCAUGGCCGCGCUGUUUCGCAUCGUGCAGGACGACCACCCGCCGCUGCCAAAGUCGAUUUCGCCGGCGCUGCAUGAUUUCAUCAUGAAAUGCUUCAUGAAAGAGCCGCGGCUGCGCCUCUCCGCCGACGACUUGCUUCUACAUCCAUGGAUCAGCCAGAUCCCUCGAACCAAGGUGGAACAGAGCACCCAAGAAGUCCAAGACAACGUGACGUCUACAGACGACCGCGCGGCCGUGCUGAACACCAUUCGCAUGUACGACACCAUCACCAGGGACUCGACCUCCAGUUGCUUGGAAGCCAUGCACGAGGACGACGACGAGAGCUGGGAUGUGGACCUGCAAACGAACGCGCCGCUGAAGCUCGUGAAACUGGCCGCCACCACCUCCCACUCGACGCUUCCGACGUUUCAACUGACCCACGACGACGCGCACGAUCCAUUUUGGGCCGACGAGGACGUUCCUCCUGCUUCUAGUACACUUAGUACUAGUACUACUACUACGACCAAGACUCGACAUGAUACGGUUGGGACGUGGGGCGACACGAGCGUGGGCCACAAAGAAGGGUCGAAAUUGCAUCAUUUCCGAGAAGCCGACAACGACGAUGGGUUUGGAGAUGGAUUCGAAGACGAAGAUGCGUCCAAGGGCGCCACGUCAUGGAGGUGUCGGCUGUCGUCGUCGCUGCAAGAUGACAACGGCUUGGACGGGUUUGCCGAACCAUCGUUUGGUGAUCCUUUUUUCGAUUCGUCACAGCGCGAGACAGCCAACAAAGCGACGGCGCGGGGGAUGGAGCUCUUGUCGCUGUUGGGCCCGUCGAUGGACGAUCGUGUGGUUCUUGACGCGUGUCACCAACUGCACGACCUCUGUGGACACAACGCCGCCCUUCGGCAAGAAUUGGUGGCCCAGCCUGGAGUCAUCCCCAUCCUCGUGGAGGCGUUCGAGUUGAAACAGCUCCACGUGCUGCAUGCAGUGAUGAAUGUCGUGAAUAUGUUAAUCAUGGACAACCAAAAGUUCCUUGAAAACUUGGCGCUGGUUGGCCUGCUACCCAUCGUCGUGGCGUUGGUCGUCACCCCGCCUGAUAACGCCACGGUGGCCUUGCCAGAGUUGGCCAGCCUCGUUCGAUUGGAGGCAGCCAAGUUUGUCGAACAGGCGUGCGUUUCUAGCUCGUGGACGCUCCAGAUGUUCAUCGCGUGCGGAGGACUGCCGUUGCUGACCAACUUCUUGAGCACCGACGACGACUCGUUGCAUCGCAUUGCGCUCACUGGAAUCAGCUGUACCUUCUCCAUUCAGACGAUUCCUAAAAACGACACGUGCCGCCUCUUUGUUAAGCUGGGGGUCCUCCCCAAGCUGAUUGCCGUGUACAACCGCCUGGUGCUGGCCAUCUUCAAGCAACAUACGAUGCAACUCGUGGAUGAACUGCACAAGAUUUGCGAUAUUUUCCUGCUUUUUUCGCAGGGCGAUGUCGUUGUGAAGGAGCACAUGUGUGACUUGGUGGUGCUCGAAGGGCUGCUGUACUCGUUAAACCCAGGAACUGCCAUCGCCAAGCACGACGCUUACUCGAUGGCGAUGGUCAAGAUCCUCAAGUGCAUUCGAAACAUGAGUAUGGAGCCGAAUACGCUGGAGAAUUUGGAUCGGGCCGGCACCAUCCCGACGUUGGUGCAAGUGCUCACGGAUGAAUCGUCGCCUCAAAUCAAGGACAUUCAAAACAUUGUGCUGCAUGCCAUGUUUUACCUGUGCCGGAUCAACCGAAACCGCCAAACACAUGCUGCCCAAGCCGGGCUAAUUCCGUACUUGCAACGCGUGACCCAAACCAGGAGCCCCCUCAAGCAGUUUGUGCUGCCCAUCAUGUGCGACUUGGCUUCGGCGUCGGCCACUGCACGGGAGCACUUGUGGGCAUGCGACGGCGUAACGUUUUUCUUGACGCUGCUGAGCGACAAAUUCUGGCAAAUCGACGCCAUGAAGGCCAUCGCUGCCUGGCUGGUCCAUGACACGGUAAAAAUCGAAAACGUGUUGCUAGCCCCGGAGCACAUUCAACAAAUCGUCUUGUGCUUUCGAACGGCGGAACAUCAGUUUGAAAACUUGCUCGAGUCGCUGUUGGAAAUUCUGUCGCGGUCCAUGCGAAUGAACCAGGCCCUGGGUCGAUCGAGCUUGUUCGUGAUGGAGAUUCUGUAUCGCCUGAGCUACCCCAAGCCAUUUGUACGGAAAAAUCUGCUCAAGAUGCUCAAGUGCAUAUUCGAGUCGCACACAGCGCCCGUGCAAUUCCUCGUCGAGUUCAACAUCCACCCAACCAUCCUCGCAUUAGCCCAAGAGACCAACCAGAUCCUCAUCCAAGAGAUCGCGUCGCAACUGCUCCAGGCCAUCCUCGUGUCGGCCUCCGUGUUUUAGUAUAUUUUAUUAACGUAACAAUUCAAUUUAACACACAUGACUACUCACU
Messenger RNA from Aphanomyces astaci, 3153 nucleotides. Its product is annotated as STE/STE11/CDC15 protein kinase, variant 2. The coding region runs from base 609 to 3104 and encodes 831 amino acids. Gene Ontology annotation, molecular function: protein serine/threonine kinase activity; ATP binding. The transcript is spliced from 17 exons. Gene Ontology annotation, biological process: protein phosphorylation. The record is from RefSeq and is a predicted model, not a curated record. Gene Ontology annotation, cellular component: cytoplasm. NCBI's taxonomy places the organism in Eukaryota, Oomycota, Saprolegniomycetes, Saprolegniales, Verrucalvaceae.